Molecule: messenger RNA, 1627 nt
Organism: Hevea brasiliensis (rubber tree)
Lineage: Eukaryota; Viridiplantae; Streptophyta; Magnoliopsida; Malpighiales; Euphorbiaceae
Exons: 2
Coding region: 294-1337 (347 amino acids)
Source: RefSeq, a predicted model, not a curated record
UUUCAAAGUUGGAACUUUGAACACUUCUUAAGAGUCUGCCUACCCGGUUUGUUUUUAUUAGAAAAUAAAUUACCUCCCUAUCACGGCUUUCUUUGACUGACUUGAUAAUACGACAUCAAAUUUUCAGAGCUCGUGCAUCAAGCUGCUGGUUUGAGACAGACUUUUUCAUCUUUUCUCAUGUAGAGUUGGAUUCAUCAUUGGCUGGUAGGUUUGGGAUUCAAUUGGGUUUCAGCAAUUUUCUUCAUAUUGUUCUUGUGCAGGUCUACGUCAAGAGUUAACAUUGUCAAAUCAAAAUGGGAUGCAUGUCUUCCAAACUCAUGCCUAGAUCUUUGAGUUUAAGGGAAGAACUGAACCAAAGCAUGCAAAGGUCAGCCAAUAGCAAUCCUGCCGUUGAAGAAUUAGGCAUCUCCCAAAAUAUCAAUGAUAAGUUCCUUGCUCUUGUUUAUACAGCUAAUACAGUAGCUAACAAACUCAGGUCUGGAAGUCUUUCGGACAAAACCCCAAAACCAGUAGUUGACUAUGGCAAUGCCCUGAACACCAGUAACUCAUUGGAGUUUGUGUCAAAUCUAGAACAAGGUGAAGAUAGAAAACAAGGAGAACCAGCAGCUCCAAGAGUUGAUCAAAUUAAAAGAUCCAGAAGUUUUCAUUGCUUUAAAGAGCAUGAGCUGCCCUCUCCAAGUCCGGGAAAGUUUGAUGGGACUAAAGAAGAAGGAUGGAAUCAUAAGGGUGUAGGUAAAGCUAGGAGUUUUCACACAGUAGAGGAAUAUGAUACCUUGGUAGAAAAAAUUAGGCUGUCUGGGUCAUGCCAAUCAGGAUCUUAUAGCGACGAUAAUGGAUCAAUAACCAAGCUGCAGGUUUCUGAUGGCCAGGACAAAACUUCCCUAGAAGAGAACACCAGGUCUGAGAAGACUUCCAUCAUGUCAAAUUCAGAGCUAGAAACUAGACAACAGGUUGCAAAUCCAAAUAGAUCCAUUACAAAGAUGGAAAAGGGAGAGGACUCUCCUCAAGAAGGGAAUAUCUUAGAGAAGGGUCUUAAAAGAAAGACAAUGGCUGAAGGGCUAGACUCGCUUGAAAUUCCAAGUGCUAUUGAAUUCACAGCCGUCGCAAGCCUUCGGGAAUGGCUUCACUCUGGUGGACAAGUUUACUCUCCUGGAGCUUAUAGAACUCCAAAGUUUGGCAGCUAUUCUAUACCAAGUUGUGGGUCUGCAAAUGAGUGCAAUGAAGGUGCCAUCUUCAAUCCUGGAUUGGUAGCUGCUUUUGAAGAACGUAUGCAACAUCUUGAAGCUGAAGCAGAAAGUAUUCUCAACAGGAUAUCUGAAAAUUUAGAGGAAGAGUGAAUGUUCGAUGGAGAAGCAAGAAAAUAAUGAUAUUUCAUCACACGCAAAAGACUAGAGCAAGUACAAAGUACAGUGAACAACUUUGCUGCAGAAAUAUAAGUACCAUUGGCUGGUACUCAAUCCUAGCCCUCUCUCAUCCUAUUGAAAUACAUUUGAGACCAAGUACUUCCCUUAAUUUGCUGCAAUUCACAGAUUUAUUUGGUCACAAUUACCAAUAAUGGAGAAGAAUCCCAUGGAUCUUUGUGGCAUUUUGGACAUUCUGACAAUAAUGUAUAUCUCCAUUUGAAUUA